AUGUCUAUACUCGAAGGAGGAGGAGACUUCCCCUCUCUUAACGGGCUUUCUCAUCGAAGAUUACACUUCUGCCCCUACACUAAUAACAUCCCAUUGGAAAAAGGGGACCAAAUUUGUUGUAAAAAGCAUAUGAAUAUCAGUGAGCCUGGCUUAAUAACUACAUCAGCACUUCCAAGCACAGAUUAUGAAAACGAUGCUGGUUAUCAGCAGUACAUUCCUCCUUCACGCAACAACAUUAAACUAAACAUGGGUCGAAAUAAAUCAGAUGAGGAAGAAAGCAGUGCUUCAGAGUCUGGUUCUGGUAACUCCAGUGGAUCUGAUUCUCAUGAUGCUAGCAGUUCCCAACAUGAAGAAAAGAAAAAAAAGAAAAAUUCAAAAAAAGAAAUGAAAGAGUUGUGGGAAAAGACACCUGACCUAUAUGGCAUUCGCAGAUCAAGCAGGGCUCGUAAAGAACCCACAAGAUACACUCAGACUCAGAAUAGUGAUAGUGAUGAAGAGAGUAGUGGAGAAAGAAAACCCAAAAAACGAACUCGAAGGAAAGAGUCUAAAGAAUGGAGAGCUAGUGAUGAAGAUGAUAAUAAGGAUGAGGAUGAUGAUGAUGGUGAUAGCAGUUAUAGUGAUGACUUUAAACCUCCUCCUCGGCGACCACAAACUUCAAAAUUGAGUCGAAGCAGUCGAUCAGCAGGUGCUCGUAGAGCAGCUGCUAAGAGAUCUCGGAAAAAGAAGAGUUAUUCUUCUGAUUCUGAAAGUGAUGAUGAAGCUGAACAGAGACAUUUGAGAAGAAACACGAGGAAGAAAGUGAGUUAUAAAGAAGAAGAUUCUGAAAAUCAAACUGACUCUGAUGAUUUACUGGAAAUAACAGCUCCCACCACUGCUGCUGAUGAGGAAGAUGAGAACCGUGAAACAAUAGAGAAGGUGAUUAUGCAUCGACAAGGAAGGAAAGGAGUUGGUUGUGGUGUACCGCUGAUUGAGCUGCAGUCUACGACCAAUGUAGAGGCCAACCCAGCUACCGGUGGUAAAACAACAGUAUACAAUGUAGAACAGGAUGGAGAUCCAAAUGCUGAUCUUAAUCCUGAAACAGAAGAGACAGAGAUCCAAUAUUUGAUUAAAUGGAAAGGCUGGGCUCACAUCCACAAUACAUGGGAAGUGGAAGCAUCACUUAAAGAGCAAAAAGUUAAUGGUUUAAAGAAACUGGAGAAUUACAAGCGGAAAGAGGAGGAAAUCCUUGAAUGGAAAGAGGCUGCUAGCCCAGAAGACAUUGAAUAUUUUGACUGCCAACAGGAAAUGAUCAUGGAACUUUAUCAACAGUAUUCAAAAAUAGAGAGGAUUAUUGCUCAUACAAAUCAAAAAACAAACAAUGUUGACAAUGGCUUUCCAGAUUAUCUGUGUAAAUGGCAGGGACUUUCACAUGCUGAUUGUACUUGGGAGGAUGGUGAGCUUAUAUCUGAUAAGUUUAAGAAAUAUGUUGAUGAAUAUCAUACAAGAAAUAAGUCUCAGAAGAUCCCCUCAAAACAAUCCAAGGUUCUGAAAUGCCGUCCAAAGUUUCAGCAAGCUAAAAAUCAGUCAAAAUAUAUGGGAGGUGUUGCAGGUUUGGUUUUACGAGAUUACCAAAUGGAUGGCAUCAAUUGGUUGGUACAUGCCUGGUGCAAGGAGAAUUCUUGUAUCUUGGCUGAUGAAAUGGGUCUGGGUAAAACUAUCCAGACUAUUGGUUUCUUAUCAACACUUUUUAAUACCUACCAACUAUAUGGACCCUUCUUAUUAGUUGUACCUUUGUCUACAAUUGUUGCUUGGCAACGUGAGUUUGUCAAUUGGGCUCCAGAAAUGAAUGUUGUCAUCUAUCUAGGUGACAUCAAUAGCAGAAAUAAGAUUCGUGAAUAUGAAUGGUGUCAUCCUGGAAACAAAAGGUUGAAAUUCAAUGUCAUUAUCACAACCUAUGAAAUUUUACUGAAAGAUAAGUCAUUUCUUGGUAAUGUCAGUUGGGCAUUCCUAGGUGUUGAUGAAGCUCAUCGCUUGAAGAAUGAUGACUCCUUACUUUAUAAAUCUCUAAAGGAGUUUGGCACCAAUCACAGACUUCUGAUCACAGGUACUCCUUUGCAAAACUCUUUGAAAGAGCUGUGGUCUUUAUUACAUUUUAUUAUGCCUGACAAAUUUGCCAGAUGGUCCGAUUUUGAAGCAAAACAUUCCACGGAAGAUAAAACUGGCUUUUCAUCGCUCCACAAAGAAUUGGAGCCCUAUUUGUUAAGAAGAGUAAAGAAAGAUGUAGAAAAAUCUUUGCCAGCUAAGGUGGAACGAAUUCUGAGAGUUGAGAUGUCUUCAAUACAGAAACAAUACUACAAAUGGAUUCUGACGAAAAACUACAAAGCUUUAAAUUAUCUUAUGCUCAGGCAUUUCCCAUUCCAGAGGCUUGAUGGCUCAAUACGAGGUGAUCUCAGAAAACAGGCCCUUGACCACUUCAAUGCUGAAGGUUCGCAGGAUUUCUGCUUCCUGUUGUCUACUCGAGCUGGUGGCUUAGGUGUGAAUUUAGCUACAGCCGAUACUGUCAUCAUUUUUGAUAGUGACUGGAACCCUCAGAAUGAUUUACAAGCUCAAGCACGAGCUCAUAGAAUUGGUCAGAAAAAUCAGGUCAGUGUCUAUCGAUUAGUAACAAAAGGUAGUGUUGAAGAAAACAUUGUGGAAAGAGCUAAGAAAAAGAUGGUAUUGGACCAUUUGGUUAUUCAAAGUAUGGACACAACAGGGCGAACUGUACUGAACAGAGGAAAUGUACCUUCAAGUAAUAACACCCCAUUCAACAAAGAGGAAUUGGCAGCAAUCCUCAAAUUUGGUGCUGAAGAACUUUUUGGUGGUGAAGAAAAUGAAGAUGAAGAUGAACCACAGGUGGAUAUUGAUGAUAUUCUUCAAAGUGCUGAGACUAGAGAAACUGAAACAGCUAGUGCUGGUGAUGAGCUUCUAUCACAGUUCAAGGUGGUUAGCUUUGAUAAUUUAGAAGAAGAGGAGCCAAUUAAGCCCAUUGGAGGAAAAGACUGGGAAGCUAUAAUUCCUGAAGGAGACCGGCAAAGAGUGGAAGAAGAGGAAAGACAAAAUCAAUUAUUAGAACUCAACUUACCUCCACGUAUUCGAAAAUCUAUACAGCAAAUUCAAAUGGAUUCAGAUGAAGAAAAGAAAGGAAAGAAAAAGAGUAAAGAUGGUGAAGAUUCUGAAAGUUCAGAAGAUGAUGAUGAAGAUAAACCUCGUAAAAGAGGUAGGCCUCGGACAGUUAACAGGGAUACCAUCAAGGGCUUCACAGAUGCUGAAGUGAGAAGAUUUGUUAAAAGUUAUAAAAAGUUCCCUUCUGCUAUUAAUAGACUUGAUGCCAUUGCUCGUGAUGCUGAACUGCAAGAAAAAUCAGAGGCUGACUUAAAGAGAGUUGCUGAAUUGUUAAAAGAGCGAUGUGAACAGGCAAUGACUGAAUAUAAAGAAAAACUUGAUGAAGAUCCAAAUUUUGAAGCUGGUAAAAGAACACAUCGUGGUCCUUCCUUUAAACUUUCAUCUGUGACAGUGAAUGCCCAGGCAGUUCUUAAAAUACAACAAGAGUUAGAACCUUUAUUUACUUGCCUCAAAGAAAAAGAUGGCAAGAAAAUGUAUGAAAUAAAUGGAAGAGUCAAACUGGUUCACUGGGAUUGUCCCUGGGAAAUAGAUGAUGAUAUCAAUUUAUUGGUUGGGAUAUAUGAAUAUGGUAUUGGUAGCUGGGAAGAUAUAAAAAUGGAACCUGAAUUAAAUCUCCGUGACAAGAUUCUUCCAGAUUCUGAUCUAAAGCCUCAGGGUAAGCAUCUUCAAACAAGAGCAGACUACCUAUUGAAGCUUCUCAAGAAACAGAGUGAACAAACCCCAACAUUUGUUAAUACGGCAGUUAAGCCAAAGAAGCAAAGAAGAAAAAAACCUAAAUCUGCUGAAAUUAUCUCUGAAGUUAAUGAAGCUGGAGAUAUGAGUGCCAAAGAAGAAACAAAUGACAGUUUCCCAGAUAGUGUGAAGAGUGGAAAGAGUGCAAAAAAAAAAAAGAAAGAUAAAGAGGAAGAAAAGGUAGAAGAGAAACCUGAGGAGGAAAAGAAAGAAGAAAAGAAAGAGAAAAAAGAAAAAGAAAAGAAGAAAAAGGAAAAGAAAAAUCGUAAUGAUGGCCCCAUGCAUUUCACAGCAACAUCUGAACCUGUAGCUAUAUCUCAAGAAGUGGAUAUUGGCCUCCCACCAGAAGUAUUUAAAGAGUGCAAAGAAAAGAUGCGACCAGCAAAGAAAUCUCUGAAGCAAUUGAGUAAUGGUGAUGAUAGCAUGUCUGAAAAAGAACAAAUGAAUCAAACCCGUCAGUGCCUCUUGAAGAUUGGUGAUCGUAUCCAUGAGUGCCUUGCUGAGUACAAUAAUCCUGACAAGAUAAAGGAAUGGCGCAAUUAUUUAUGGAUUUUUGUUUCUGAGUUUACUGACCUUAGUGCAAAUAAACUUUAUAAGCUAUAUCGGACUGCUGCAAAGAGAAGAGAGAAUGAACAAGAGCAAAAAGAAAAACACCCCAAAUUUUCAGAAAGUCAGCAUUUAUCUCAUUACAAAAUUGCAAAACGUCCUCGAAUUCAAAAUGAAGGACAAAGAAAAGAUCCACCUGUUAAACGGCAUUUUGGUUCUGACCAUUGGGGUGACAAAAGUAGAGACAGUACAUCUUCUCACAGCAAUGGCCCGUGGCAUAGCACUUCCAACUCUAAUUCCAAUCACCCAACAUCUUUCCGUAAUGUGUUAGGAAACACAGGUCGAGAUUCAAGUCGGUUGGACCUUCCUCAAUCUACUAUGAGUCCCCAUUCUGAUAGAUGGCAGCAUAAUAGCCCCCUAUCUAGGACUGGAGAUCAAAAAAGAAAUCGGUAUGACAUGGGUUCUAAUUCCUAUAAUAGACCUCCACAUCCUCCUCCUCCACCACCACCACCACCUCAUCCUGAUAUGUAUAACAGAGGUUAUCAUGGAGGAGAUCACCAUCACAGAUUCAACCAUGAUCGGCGAGACAGAGAUCACCCACCAUUUUCUGGUAGCAAUUCUGGUUACAGUUCACAUAAUCGAUUUGAUCCUCAUAGAAGUGGGGAUUUUCGGUAUCAUCAUCGAUCUGACUUUAAACACCAUCAUUCAGGAUUGGAUCGUGACAAAAGUCAUCAGUCAUAUCAAGACAGAAAACGGAGAAAUGAUGAUCGCAAAGAACACCGUAGUAGCAAAGAGCGAAAAACUGACAGUAUGUCACGAUCACAAUCUUCCCAGGAUUCAAAACAAAGAAAUUGA
Molecule: messenger RNA, 5277 nt
Organism: Acanthosepion pharaonis
Lineage: Eukaryota; Metazoa; Mollusca; Cephalopoda; Sepiida; Sepiidae
Source: the annotation of a GenBank genome assembly